AUGUCGGACGACGCUCAACACCCCAGAUUCAUGGGGCUUACAGGAAGACCGCUGAGUACAGCUGUGUCAGUCGUCGCUACUACGGGAUUCCUUCUCUUCGGUUAUGACCAGGGUGUGAUGUCAGGAAUCAUUUCAGCCGCUCCUUUCAACGCCUACUUCCCUGAAAUCCUGUAUAACGAAACGUGGCAAGGCUUCGUGACUGCCAUUUACGAGAUUGGUUGUCUGGCUGGCGCUAUCACAAUGCUUCUAUACGGCGAUACUCUUGGUCGUCGCAAAGCCAUUACAACCGGUGCGAUUGUUAUGAUCAUUGGAACGCUUAUCCAGGUGACCCCGAUCAAAGGACACCAUGCCGGCGCACAGUUCAUUUUGGGGAGAACAAUCACUGGUGUCGGUAAUGGCAUGAACACAGCAACGAUUCCGACCUACCAAGCAGAGUGCUCCAAGACCACCAAUCGAGGGCUUUUGAUCUGCAUCGAGGGUGGUGUCAUCGCUUUUGGUACAUUGAUCGCAUACUGGACGGAUUAUGGCUGCUCGUACGGCCCUGAUCAGCUCACCUGGCGUUUUCCGAUUGCGUUCCAAAUCGUGUUUGCUCUGAUCAUUCUGGUUGGUCCCAUGCUCUUACCUGAGUCGCCCCGUUGGCUACUGAGCAAGGACAGGCACGAGGAUGCAAUCAAGGUCAUUGCGGCACUCCGCGGACAUCGGAUGGACUCAGAGGAGACUCGUCUUGAAGCUCACAUCAUCAUGGACUCGCUUCGUGCCUCUGGUCACAAGGGCGGCAACACACCAUUCAGCGCGCUCUUCACCAACGGCAAAACGCAGCAUUUCCGCCGUAUGAUGCUUGGGGCAUCAUCUCAACUCAUGCAGCAGAUCGGUGGCUGCAAUGCAGUGAUCUACUACUUCCCGAUCUUGUUCGAGCGCUCGAUUGGACAGACCCACGAGAUGUCACUGCUGCUUGGCGGUAUUAACAUGAUCGUCUACUCUAUUUUCGCGACAACGUCUUGGUUCUUGAUCGAGAGAUGCGGCCGUCGUAAACUAUUUCUUAUUGGUACUGUUGGACAAUGCUUGUCAAUGGUCAUCGUUUUUGGAGCCCUGAUCCCCGGCAAUCCAAGCGCUGCCAAGGGUGCUGCCGUCGGUUUGUUCACGUACAUUGCCUUUUUUGGAGCUACGUGGUUGCCUCUUCCCUGGCUAUACCCUGCAGAAGUCAAUCCUGUUAAGACACGGGGCAAGGCAAACGCUGUCUCGACGUGUACAAAUUGGCUGUUCAAUUUUUUCGUGGUGAUGAUCACACCUAUCUUGAUUAAAAACAUCGGCUGGGGUACAUACCUCUUCUUUGCCCUUGUCAACGCGUGCUUCCUCCCCUUCAUCUAUAUCUACUACCCAGAGACAGCAAGACGUUCACUUGAGGAGAUCGACUUGAUCUUCGCUAAAGGCUACGUAGAGAAUAUGAACUAUGUCAAGGCUGCCAAAGAAUUGCCCUAUCUGGACGAGCAUGGUAUCGAGCAGAUGCAGCGUCAAUACGGCUUCUUUGACGAAGACGAUGCCGGCCUGGAGGUUCUUGGCGAGAAACAAGGGCAUGGCAUGGUAUCUGAAGCCGUGAAACCGUGA
This is a messenger RNA of Ascochyta rabiei, 1605 nucleotides long. RefSeq lists its product as uncharacterized. Gene Ontology annotation, biological process: transmembrane transport; carbohydrate transport. The transcript is spliced from 6 exons. The record is from RefSeq and is a predicted model, not a curated record. Lineage: Eukaryota; Fungi; Ascomycota; Dothideomycetes; Pleosporales; Didymellaceae. Gene Ontology annotation, molecular function: carbohydrate:proton symporter activity. The coding region runs from base 1 to 1605 and encodes 534 amino acids. Gene Ontology annotation, cellular component: membrane.